GAAGAGUUUUUAGUGUUCUUACAUAUUAGAAGGUAAAGUGACUGAACAGGAAAACACAAUCUGGCCGAGGUCCGACAGCUGCUCCACUGGUUCGAGGCUGACGGCAGUCUGUUAUAAGAAGACGAAAAUGCACAAAUGACUGGACCUCACCCCAAGCCUGGUCAAAUAAUGAUCAAAGAUCUAGUGAUUGUGCGCCAUCCUGUCUCUGUGUGUGUACCUGUGAACCAUAAGGUGACUCUGUGUGUCCGAGCUGAGGGGAAAGGCAUCCUGAACUACCAGUGGUUCUUUGAGAAGGAGAAGGAAAACUAUGUGGAAGUUCCUGGGGGUAAUCAACCAGACUUGACUUUAAAAGCUGUAAAAACUCAGUGCUUUGUCUGCCGAGUGAACGACCACUCUAACAACUGCGCCUUCAGCGAGUGGGUGAAGGUGAAGGUGUUGGACACUGAUAAAUCAGAUUUGCCGGUGGACUGGCAAGGCGAGCCGCACAUCACCGUCAACCCCAAACCGCAAACAGUUCAACCAGGUGGGAAACUUACUCUCCGAUGUGCUGCCUUCGGCAUCCCAGCGCCGCGCUACCAGUGGUACAGAAAUGGCCAACCGCUGCCAGACAAGAUGAGCGACACGCUGCAGAUAAACGAUGUAACAGAUGAACAUGGAGGGUCCUACCUGUGCUCCAUCUCUAAUGUGCUGGAGGAGAGUUGGACGGAGGCAGUCGACGUGGACGUCGUGCAACCGGACCAGCUUCCUCCUCCAGCACUCACAGCCACAGAUAAAGUCGCCCUUCUCAUCGGCAACCUGAAUUACUCCAACUACCCGAACUUGAUGGCGCCCGUCGUGGACGUACACGAGCUGGCCAACCUGUUGCAGCAGCUCGGCUUCAGAGUCGUUUCCUUGCUGGAUCUCACCCGAGAGGAGAUGCUGGCUGCUAUCGACAAGUUCAUACAACUCCUGGACAGAGGGGUUUAUGGCCUUUUCUACUACGCGGGUCAUGGGUACGAGCACGCUGGGAGGAAUUACCUGAUUGCUGUUGAUGCUCCACAGUCGUACCAAACCAAAAACUGCAUCUGUGUGCAGCGGGUGAUGUACAAAAUGCAAGAGCGGAAAACUGCACUGAGUGUAAUCCUGCUGGACACCUGCAGAAAAUGGUACAACCAGGAUCGUAUCCCAUCAUUUAUUGAGCCACUAGGACCAAAUGGGAACACUGUGUAUGGUUAUGGCACAUGUGAGGAUGCUGAGGCCUACGAGGUCCAGGACGGGGGCAGGAGUUCAGGGAUCUUCACAAAGUACCUGAACAGACACAUCCUGCAGCCAGACAAAGUCACACAUGUCUUAGAAAAAGUGUCUGAAGAACUUGGUAAAGACCCCCUCGUUAAAGGCAAGCAGGCAGUGGAAAUUAAACACACCAUGAAAGAACCUCGAUCCCUCACCGAUKCAGUUCGAACCACUGGCCACACAAAAGAGCUACACCUACGCAACGUUUGCUGGAGACAAGCAAACGAGUUGCCACGUAAAAAGCUGCUGUGGUUCCCUUGCGGAGUGGAAGUGGAAGUCAGCUUUUCAGCUCUGUUCUCUAAUGUCUUAGUAGCUUUUGCUACUAUAAAGACUGUGGGUGACCAUACCCAGGACUGCACCGUCACUCUGAGUAGCACACCUGUGAUGGAAGACAUGUUUUCUAGGCCGGGACGGUCAGAAGAGAUGGACUCGCUCCUGUUUAAAGCCUCAAAUAAUCCAGAUUGUACUCUGAGACUUUGCUCUCUUCAGAAGUUGAAGGAGUCAUUGAUCAUCAAGGUGGAUCUACAUUAUACUCACAAAGACAGUAACUUGCGUCAAACUGAGAGCCAACAGGUGGACAUAGGAAAACCCCUGGUGGCGUCCUGCAGGCUGUACAAGGAGAGUCACGCAGCAAAAAACAAGAGACAAGACGGCACUUCAGCUCAAAGUAUGGGCAACAUUUCAAACAGCACGUCACCGUGGCGUCAGACCCCGGCUCGUCCGUGUCACACUAGAAAGGCAGUUUGUGCUGCUAAAACUGAAACUGUCUGGAGCAACGAACCUGAAGAGAACGAUGAGAAUGAACUGUGAGAUUUAUGACUUUUACUUUAAAUGUUUUUGUAUGCAGUUGAUUAUUAAUCCUGUCUGUAAUUGAUGAAAACAAUUAAGUGAAAGAACUGAAAAAAACAAAACAAAACAAAACAAAAAAAACACUGGUUGUCUCUUGAAAGAGUAUACUUCUGAAGAAUUACUGUAGUUGACACUUAUUAUUUUAAAGGCAAGCUGGCUGGCCUGUAGAGGACAUCACUAUCAAUAAUUUAUCUAAUAAAUAAUAUUUCUUCCUUUCAAGUUUUGGAAAAUAUUAUGUUAUUUUUAAACCUAAGAUCAAAUGUACAUUUUUUUUUUACUAAGAAAUAUAAAACUGCUUAUUUAAUCAGCUAUUGGUGCUGAAAUAGUUUUUAAUAAAUGUUUGGAAAUUAAAA
Messenger RNA from Austrofundulus limnaeus, 2474 nucleotides. RefSeq names its product MALT paracaspase 3 (gene malt3). Gene Ontology annotation, molecular function: cysteine-type endopeptidase activity. Gene Ontology annotation, biological process: proteolysis. Lineage: Eukaryota; Metazoa; Chordata; Actinopteri; Cyprinodontiformes; Rivulidae. The record is from RefSeq and is a predicted model, not a curated record. Bases 136 to 2082 code for a protein of 648 amino acids. The transcript has 15 exons.